This is a messenger RNA of Westerdykella ornata, 2514 nucleotides long. RefSeq lists its product as uncharacterized. Gene Ontology annotation, molecular function: DNA-binding transcription factor activity, RNA polymerase II-specific; DNA binding; zinc ion binding. Lineage: Eukaryota; Fungi; Ascomycota; Dothideomycetes; Pleosporales; Sporormiaceae. The transcript has 7 exons. The record is from RefSeq and is a predicted model, not a curated record. Gene Ontology annotation, biological process: regulation of DNA-templated transcription; DNA-templated transcription. Bases 1 to 2514 code for a protein of 837 amino acids.
AUGAAUAUCUGGUGGCCGUCUUGGCUCUGGGCAAUUGAGAGGCCGGACCCCGCGGGCCCGCGGAUCCCGUCACGAACCACCAACAAUGUCUCUGUCCGUCCGGAACCUACCAGGACAUCCACUUCCAAGGUUGCGUGCAUGAGCGAUACACAGAGUAAUGAGCGACUAGGAAUAGCCAAUUCGAUGGAGACGAGGGACGAAAUGGACGUCGUUCCCGACGGUCCGGAAGGUUUCGGUAGCUAUAGAGGCCAACUGCAACGUGCGUGUGAUCAUUGUCGGUCGAGAAAGAUACGGUGUGAUCGACGCACGCCUUGCUCUAACUGCAGAGCGAGCAAACUGAGGUGCCAGACCACUGUAUCCACGCAGAAGGUCCAAAAACAGAGACUGCACAUCUCAGAGGAAUAUGAAGGAAAGAUUGACCGCAUCGAGAAUCGUCUUACCAACAUCGAGCAUCUCCUUGAAAGUCUCGUAGCGAGAUUGGACGGUAUCAACUCGCCCACAAACAUAACCGAGCAAAGCAGGCAAACAAGCUGCAGUAGGAAUGGACCGAGUCCCAGGUCCACUGGUGAUGUGCCUGCAGAGCCGCCCGCGCCAUUUGAAGGCGAGACAGCAUUGAAUCCUCAGUCUGAAUAUGCCCGAGAGCUUCUCGAGAAGGCAGUGGACAGCACCCCUUCAAUCGGGCAGAACCCUGAUAUACGCGAAGCUUUGGCUUCGUUGCAGCGUAUAGUUGGCAGGGAUAAACAACCCAACCUUCCAUCGGGCCUUGCCGAAGAGCACUCUAACCAGAGCGUCCCAAACGUGGACCAUGCAAAUCUCGAUACGCCUCCAUGGGGCUCUGUGAACGACAUCAUUGACAAGGCAACCGCAUACCCCACGAUGUCAUUCACGAUCGUGUUCCCCUUCCUAAAACUGCACGAUGCAAAGACUAUGUUCCAGGAGACGUUGAAUGCCCCGGAAGACUUUCCAGCCGGACGGCGGCUCCUCAUCUUCGGAUUACUGUACCACAUGUAUUCUGAAUUCGCGACCUAUCCACUUCCAGGGCAGAAUGCCAGGGAACUUAGUCGGUACGGCCAGCUAUGCCGGAAGCAGAUGGAUACUGCCAUGUCCCAGCUGGACCUCUGGCUUCCCGCAACGUUUGAGAACAUCCUAGCGCUCAUGCUCGCCGCGUCUUACGCCGUCGAACUGUGCAAGCCGUCUCUCUGCUGGCUUCUGACCUCAACUGCAGCCACGCUAAGCCAGCGUCUUGGCUACCAUCGCCUCGCGAGCAUGAAAGAUGACACUCCAGAGGAGCGGUCAGCAAAGAUACACGUUUUUUGGUUCAUCUAUACAUUAGACAAAACACUUUCCCUUCGCUUGGGACGCGCCUCGGCCAUUCAGGACUGGGAUAUCUCUCUACCAUAUCCGGGAGUUGGCGAUAUCCCUUAUCCCGUUGCGGGUGCCGAAAGGAUGACACGCAUGCAAGUAUACUGGAUUCGGCUCGCACAGCUGCAGGCCCGCACGUACGAGCAGCUGUUCAGUCCGGCUGCUUUCCAGAAGACGGCCGAAGCGCGCUUACUGGCCGCGAAAGAACUUGUAGACAACUUGAACCAAGCAUUUUCGGAGCGUGGGAGCCUGGGGUUGACUGACUUCCGUUUUUCAGGAGCUUCCCGUCGCGGAAACCGAUCAGAGGUGCUUACAGUACCUGCCCUGCUUACUGGACCUGUAGCUUCUCCCGAGAUCUCAAAGAACCAGAAAGUAGACACGCGAACCCUCCAAGUCAUGGGAGAUCUCGACGAUACUUUCUAUUAUGCUGAUUGCGUGCUUCACUACUCCACCAUCGCGCUAAUCGAGCGAGCGGUGUGCCCAAACAGUGGCACAUUCAGCCCACAAUGUCUGGAAGCAGCUCGAGCGGCCUUAAGGGCGCAUCAAAAAUGCAAUAAACAAUUCAACGUGAGGGGAUGCGAGGAGAUAUGGUCAUGCUACGUCCACUGGUCAAUUCUCCAAGCCCCUUUCACGCCAUUCAUUGUGCUUUUCUGCAAUGCCAUAUCGACAUGCUCGCACGCAGAUCUGAAGACGCUCUCCGACUUCGUUGAUACCCUUGAGUCCUGCCGCUUCGUUUCCGAAGGCGCCCAACGACUAUGGAAGAUGUGCCAAAAUUUUCUAUUAGUCGCAAGAUUGUAUCUCGAAGCCAAAUCCAAGGAACACCCAGUCAGCAUCGGCGUACCUGUCACUGCAUCGCUGGGGGCUCCGGCCGUGCACACAUUCACAACCGGGGAACAGAUCGAUUACCGCAGCCUCACCCAAAUCGAUCCAUACCUGAGUGCUCUUGGCCUGGAACCCACUGUGGAUUGGCCCCUUCUGGACCCUUCGGCGGGAAAUACCGGCUUUGGACACGCCCCUUCAGCUGUCGAUGCAAACGGCUUUUCCAUUGGAAAUCACCAAUCAUUGGAAGAUUGGUUUUCUGGGAGUCGUUAUAUCAUGGGCCUCAUGGAAACAGACAACAGCAUGAUAGACCUACCGGCUUUCAAUCUUUAG